CAAAUAUUUUCAGAGGCAGCUGGGUCACACGCCCCAACUACCACCUUAAACAAAGAUAUAAAAAGAUUGGAUUGUUCUAUGGCAUAGCCAUCACAAAGACUUGACACUAGUUUGAAAAAAUUUCAAUCUCUUCCACAAAGAAUUCCCCAGAAAAAUUAUCAUUAUGAGUGCUGAACUAGUACAGGUGGAUGAAAUCCCCUUUCCUUCUCAGAUCACAAAGACAAAGCCACUAAACCUCCUUGGUCAUGGAAUCACAGACGUUGAGGUACACUUCUUGCAAAUCAAGUUCACAGCAAUUGGAGUUUACUUUGAUCCUGAGAUUUUCAGCCACCUUCAGCAAUGGAAGGGGAAAGCUGGAAGUUCUCUAGCUGAAGAUGAUGACUUCUUUGAAGCUAUUGUUUCUGCCCCAGUGGAGAAAUUUUUGAGAGUUGUAGUGAUCAAGGAGCUUAAAGGAGCCCAAUAUGGGGUGCAACUAGAGAGUGCUGUUAGGGACAGAUUGGCUGCUGAUGACAAAUAUGAAGAUGAGGAAGAAGCUGCCUUAGAGAAAGUUGUUGAAUUCUUCCAAUCUAAAUAUUUGAAAAAGAAUUCCAUUAUCACAUUCCAUUUCCCUGCGACUUCUUCCACAGCUGAGAUUGGCUUUGCAAGUGAAGGAAAAGAGUCUAAAAUCACAGUGGAGAAUGCAAAUGUGGUUGAGAUGAUCCAGAAAUGGUACUUGGGCGGAACAAGGGGAGUGUCUGCUACAACCAUAUCAUGCCUGGCUAAGAAUCUCUCAGCUGAGCUAUCAAAAUGAAGUAGCUAAAUAGUUUCUGAUAAUAAAAAGAGCUUUACUGUUGGCUCUUCUGGUUUUGUGGGAUCAUUGGAAACUAUUGCUUGAAUGAGUCUGGUAUGCUUUUUUUACCAAUAAAAAUGUAAGUUUUUUUUU
Messenger RNA from Mangifera indica (mango), 922 nucleotides. Its product is annotated as chalcone isomerase-like protein 2. The record is from RefSeq and is a predicted model, not a curated record. Lineage: Eukaryota; Viridiplantae; Streptophyta; Magnoliopsida; Sapindales; Anacardiaceae. Bases 164 to 790 code for a protein of 208 amino acids. Gene Ontology annotation, molecular function: intramolecular lyase activity. The transcript has 5 exons.